Messenger RNA from Caenorhabditis remanei, 477 nucleotides. RefSeq lists its product as uncharacterized. NCBI's taxonomy places the organism in Eukaryota, Metazoa, Nematoda, Chromadorea, Rhabditida, Rhabditidae. The transcript is spliced from 2 exons. The record is from RefSeq and is a predicted model, not a curated record. The coding region runs from base 1 to 477 and encodes 158 amino acids.
AUGGCGUUGAAGAAGAUUGAAGAGUCGAAAAGUGCACCAUUCAUAUUCUACAAAGAUCGACUAGGAACUUUUAAAAACUACAUAUACGACGACUAUAGCAACGCGACAUGCACGUCAAAAACGCUGGCACGAGCAGGAUUUGUGUGGACGGGAGACGAGUCUGCAAUGUGCCCGUUCUGUUUAAAGGAUCUCAGCUUCGAUCCGGAUGAUGACCCAUGGGAGGAGCACAAAAAACGUGGAAGCGAAUGUGAAUUCGUUCAGCUCGGAAAACUCGACGAUUUGAAGUUAACACUUGCUGACUGCAUCAGCCUCGCACAAAGUGCUAUCAUUAUGGCUCAAUACAAGAAACAUGAAAAUUCUCUAAAACUGCUAGAACAAAGAACAUCUUCCGCAGCUCUCUCCGGCACCGUCACGGAAGCAAUGAAACCAGCAAAGCCCUCAACGACAAAAUCUCGUCGUGUCAAGCGAUCAUCAUAA